This is a messenger RNA of Epinephelus fuscoguttatus (brown-marbled grouper), 6206 nucleotides long. Its product is annotated as collagen alpha-1(XVII) chain-like. The transcript is spliced from 52 exons. NCBI's taxonomy places the organism in Eukaryota, Metazoa, Chordata, Actinopteri, Perciformes, Serranidae. The record is from RefSeq and is a predicted model, not a curated record. Bases 184 to 5040 code for a protein of 1618 amino acids.
AAGCUAAUACAUAAACUCUCCAGGCACAUGCAGGUCCCUGGCACUUCACAGCUUAUUCCUUCCACACCUGGACAUUAUACAUGCGACGUCUCGAUCGGGAUAAACUGAUUGAGUGUCUUUCUGCUGGGGGACGAAAGGGGGGAGGGAUUGUUUCUGAUCAAAUGAUCUUAAAGCUGGCAUUGGAUGGACAAUCUAAUUACAGCUCAGACUGACAGCUCCGGGGGAAGUGCUGGAGGAAGUAGCAGAGGGGAUCUGUCCCUGAGUGCAGGAGGGUCAGGUGAGACAGCUGCAUCAGGAGGCUCUGGCGGCACAAGCAGCUCAGUUCUGAUCACAUCCAGCAGCUCCGGUGGCUCUGGAGGCUCCGGAGCCAGCAAGGGCACCGGAGGCAUCAGCAUCACUUCUCUAGGAGCUUCCUCUGCCAUAUCCUCAGGGGGCGGGGGUUCAGCAGCCUCAGGGGGUUCAGGGGCUGGGGCAGGGUUAAAGGCUGCUAAAGGCAAAAGGGAAGGGGGUCUAGGUGCUGUGACAGUCUCAACAGUGACAAAGACCGGUUACGGUUCAGAAGGAUCUGGGGAGGCAAAGAGAGGCUCGUCCUCAGCGGUCACUUACUCACCUGUUCCAAAGGAGAGGAAGAAUAUGACCACCAUGGCAACAGCUCUCUCAGAUGUCUUUGACGAGAGUUCAAGCACAAACUCCUCUCCAGAGUACAACAGGAAGGAGUACGGUAUUUCAAGUUCUGUCUCCAGAGGGAGAACUCAGAGCAGAGAGAGUCAGAUCAGAGCCAGGCUUCAGAGUGCCUCUCCUCCCGCAAGCUGGACGGAGCUGGACGACGUGAAGCGUCUGCUGAGAGGAAACAACUCCCCCAGCACCAGCCCCACUCAGUCCCCCAACAACACGCUGCCCAUCCCCAAGAAGGCCAGUAUGGAAACUAGGACCAUGUCUGAGAGCUCAACUGCAGACCACUAUGGCAGCAUUUGGUCUGGAGGUGUGAGCAGUGGCUACAGUUACAACACCAACCCCAACAACCUGUCCACGACCUCCAUCCUUUACCCGUCAGGAGCUCAGAACAAUCUGACACUGGGCUCUCCCUCCAUGAGCAGUCUGUCUGUCAGCAGCACUGUUCCUGUGUAUGGUGUUCAGAAUAACCUGGUCAGUACCACCCCCACUGUCCUCUCUCCCACUGGGACCAACGCACAGAUAGUUUAUGGUGUGCAGAAAAAUGCAACUAGCACUGCAAUCAGUCCAAUCACAGUGAGACCCAGCAGUCCCAUCAGUGACGAGGCCUCGGGCAAAGACUUUAAGUUUGUGCUGAUAGAGAAGGAGAACACUCCUGUGAAGAAGGACACAGAACGGCUGGUCAUGACCAAAGACACAGGGAAGACAUUCUUGUCUGCUGCACCUGUUAGUGCCUCUGCUGCCUACUCUGGGGAUUCUCUACAGAGAGAGAAACAGAAGCUAGCAUCUAACACAACAGAGGAAGGAACAGAUGCUGCAGUCCUAAAAGUUGCUACCAAAGACAAAGCCACCUACGCAGAGAUCCGUAAAGAUGACUCACCCUUUAGCUUCUGCUCCUGCUGCAGCUGGUGGAAAUGGCUGCUGGGCCUUCUGCUCAGCCUGCUCCUCCUCCUCGGCCUUCUCUUUGGACUCAUUGCUUUGGCUGAAGAAGUGAAACGCCUUAAGAACCGCGUCGAUGCUCUCGAGGCCAUCACCAGCACUACCUCAGCCAGGUCCAGCCGAUUGUCAGCCUCCUCCACUGGUGUUAACAUCAUCGACCCGCUGGACUCGGCGUACAUUGACAGGAGUUCGGCUGGAUCCGCCCUGACCCCCUCCGACAAUGGGAUCUACCUGGGGGCUGCUGGGCCAGGGGGAGGCGCAGGGACAGAACCAGGACAGGACAGCGCUGCCUUGCAGAGAGCUGUUCAGCAGCUGGUCAGGGCUGAACUCCGCUCGAGUGCUCUCAGAGAAACACUUGCACACUCACUAAAAGGGGAAAGAGGAGAUCCAGGACCUAAAGGUGAUCAGGGGCUGCUGGGACAAAAAGGUGAUAGUGGAUUCCCUGGUAUGCCAGGCCUUCCUGGUCCGAUGGGUCACCCAGGAUUGGAUGGACCAAGGGGACUAAAAGGAAAUGCAGGUGAACCAGGCCCAGAGGGACCAGCAGGCCAGAGGGGCCGGGACGGACCGAUGGGCCCCCGAGGAGAGGCUGGAGCACCAGGUUUUGGAGAGAAAGGAGACAAAGGAUCUCAAGGCGAGGCAGGACAUCCUGGUCCUGCUGGCACUCCUGGACCUGUGGGGCCGAAAGGUGCCAUGGGAGAUCAAGGUGCCACAGGAAGCCCUGGUGCUCCGGGUCCAAUGGGUCUCCAAGGUGAAGCAGGAGCUCCAGGAACAAAAGGUGAUCGAGGAACACCAGGGCUGUCAGGGAUCAAAGGAGAUCAGGGAGAGAGGGGAUCACGCGGCCCAGCAGGUGAACCAGGACAACCUGGACCACAAGGCCCUGCAGGGCCAAGAGGAUCUAAAGGAACUACAGGUGACACAGGUUUGAUGGGACUUCCCGGGGUGAGAGGAUCACCUGGAAUUCCUGGAGAUGUUGGGCCCCCAGGUGAACCAGGACCACCUGGUAAAGUCAUCGCUCCAAUUGGCUCCAACACUGUGGCCAUCCCUGGACCACCAGGACCUGCUGGGCCUCCAGGUCCUGCUGGAACCCAUGGUCUCUCUGGUCCAGUGGGCCCACCUGGGAUCCCAGGACAACCCGGACCUCAGGGAGAACGAGGAGAGAAAGGAGAAAAGGGAGAUCAAGGAAAACCUGGCGAGCCUAGUAGUGUCAUAACUUCAGAAACUGUCAGUUCCACCCGAAGAGACAGACUUUCAUCAGUGGCUCCACUGCCUGGCCCACCAGGACCUCCAGGUCCUCCUGGAGCACCUGGUCCUCAAGGUCCUCCUGGUGAGGCUAAACAGGGUCCUCCAGGACGAAGAGGUCCUGUGGGAGAGCCAGGAAUUGGUUUACCUGGACCUCCAGGAGAGAAAGGAGAGCCUGGCAGCUUUGUGCCUACAUCAGAAACCUUUUUUGCUGGCCCACCAGGACCAGCAGGACCCCCAGGCCCACAGGGCUCACCAGGUGACCGAGGACUACAAGGGUACCAAGGUGAACCAGGUCAACCAGGUCUUCCAGGGAGACCAGGGGAACCAAGCACUGGUUUCCCGGGUCACCCUGGACCUAGGGGGCCUCCGGGUCUACCAGGUCCAGAGGGACCAGAAGGGCCAGAUGGGCCACCAGGCCCAGAGGGACCAGAGGGGCCAGAGGGGCCACAAGGACCUAAAGGUGAUGCAGGAAUACCUGGUGCCUUGGGAAUCCCCAGGGCCUCUAGUGGUGGCUCAUUCAGUCAUGGCGCCCCAGGACCACCUGGACCACCUGGCCCACCUGGUCCUCCAGGAAGAGAUGGAAGUGGAUCAGGAUCAACUGAUGUGAGCCAGCACAUUGCAGAGUACCUUCAGAGUGGUGGCAUCAGACAAUACCUGGCUGGACCUCCUGGACCUCCUGGGCCUCCAGGGCUUCCAGGAGCCCCAGGGGCCCUAGGGCCCGCAGGGGACAGGCUGGUAGAUGAUGUGGCCAACCGUGUUAUCAGCUACAUCCAGGCUCCAGGUAGAGAACAAGAGAGAGACAGGAUUCCUGGCCCUCCUGGUCCUCCAGGUGCACCUGGCUCCAUCUCUGUCAAUGACAUCAUCAGUCUAUUACAGCGAGAGGAUGUAAGGAGACACAUCGGUGGUACUCCCGGUCCACCAGGACCUCCUGGAGCUCCAGGCCUUGGCAGCUCCAGAUUCAAUACCCAGGAAGUAGCUGAACGUGUUCUUGCUCUCAUGAAUGAGAAGGGGGUGGUAGGUCCCCCUGGUCCCCCUGGAUCUCCUGGACUCCCUGGACUCCCUGGAAAUGUGUUAUCAACUGAGCAUCAAGCACUUGUGGGUCCUCAGGGGCCCCCUGGUUCCCCUGGUAUCCCUGGUCCACAAGGUCCACCUGGACCAGCAGGUCCCCCUGGACCAGCAGGUCCACUGAGUCCAACAGGAUUUGGGAACUACAUCACUCCAGAAAUUCAUGACUAUCUUCAGAGUGUUGCCUUUAGAGGCCUACCAGGCCUCCCUGGCCCCCCUGGCCCCCCUGGCCCUGAAGGCCCCCCUGGUCAAGUCCACGGGCUGGUUUCCUAUGCUGAGCAUGCCAACAGAGAGACGCUUAAAGCAGAACAACAGCAAUACCUUAAUGGUGACAGAGCGACAGGAGCAAUGUUUGGACUUCCUGGUGCUCCAGGCCCUCCUGGACCCCCAGGACAAAAGGGAGAGCCAGGUGUACCUGGUGCCAGGGACUGGAACCUGGAUACUAGAGACUACUCCAAUAUGGCUGUCAAAGUAACUGAUUACAUUAAAUCCCAUGGUCUGCUGCGUGAUGUUUUGAGAGACUCUCAACGUCUUGUUCAAGGACCUCCAGGGCCUCCAGGACUUCCAGGAAUGCCUGGACACAGCCAAUGGGUUAGUUCCCCGGAAAACGUUGUGGACGUGGUUGAAUACAUCAAAUCCCGUGGUGUGUUGCACGACAUCGUAAGGGAUUACAGCAGUCGUGCCUUCCAAGGACCUCCAGGACCACCCGGCCCUGCUGGCCCCCCUGGACAUACUCGGUGGUUUGGUUCCCAUGGAAACGCCACAGAUCUGUUGGAAUACAUCAGAUCUCAUGGUCUGCAACGUGACUUUGAACGUAACCACAAUGAACGAGCCGCCCAAGGACCACCGGGACCACCUGGCCCCCCAGGUCCCCCUGGAUACAGCCGAUUGUUUGGCUCCCACACAAAUGUCACUGAUCUAGUGGAAUUCAUCAGAGCACAUGGAGCCAUUGUAGGACCACCUGGGAGACCAGGACAGAAAGGGGACAUGGGAUUCGCAGGGCCAAAGGGAGAGAAAGGUGAACGAGGCCUUCCUGGUUUAGAGGGACGCAAGGGACAAAAAGGUGACAGAGGAGAAUUCACUCUGACAACUACAAGAAGGAGGAGGGACGUCGGUGUGUAAGAGCCAACUUACUGCAUACAAGGAACUUCAGGUGAAAUUCAGUUUAUGUGGAGUCCGGUGUGUAUAAAUGUGGUGAAUGUACUGUAACACACAGCAGAUGUAUUUCAUGAAUUGAACUGUUUUCACAAACGAUUUCUGAUUUUAUUUUUAUAUUUCUGAAUAUGUUUUGUCUGUGUGAAAUCAGGGAUUAUGUAUAGCUUUGAAUUAUUUGAAUGUUUGACAUACUGUAUUGAGGAGUGUCAUUCAGAGGGGUGAUAUGUUUCAUUUUGUGGGAUUGAAUGAAGAGUUGGCUUUUGCUUACCUUUUCAUGCUUGUGGGCAUUUCCUAAUUAGACGAUGUUUUGUAACUUAAAUGUUUUAUAUGCAGUUUUUUAAAAGACGUUUUAAAGGGUAAUUUCUGUAUUUUUCAACCAGGACUCUAUUUUUCUAUGUGUUUGUGCCUAAGUGACUAAUGGCAAUAACAGUUUUUAAAACUGGCCCAGCUUUGAGCAUGACUGCUGCACAUGGCAGCAGCAAAACAGGCUGUAACCACUGGGGGCAUGUUUGCACCAUCAGUUACGUCCGCUAAAAGUGCUUGUUUUUGCCACUGACAGGUUCAGAUUGUUAGUGUCUUACAACAGUUUGGCGAUGAUCCAUACAGAGGUCACCAAACCCACCAGGCUCCAUUCAAAUAAACAGCAAUUUUAUCAUCAUAAAAAAGCACUUUAUUCAAAGUCGACAGAGACAAAAUAACAAUUCCAACAAUCACCAGCUCUGAUUUGGUCGAAAUGAACCCUUAAUUCACCCAGUUAGAUGUGAGUAUGCUGGAUGUAUACAUGCUUAAGUUGCUGUUUAUUUAAAUGGAGUCUGGUGGGUUUGGCUAUGGCGAUUUUGCCGCUGUUUCUGGUUAAACAAAAAGGAUCCUACUCAUUCACAGAAAGGUCUAUCUCUGUAGGGAUCCUUUCCAUGAUGCUGCCAGACACUUUCACCAAUCUGAGCCCGUCAGUGGCAAAGAAAAACUUUUAGUGGACGUACAUUGCAGCCUGUUUCCUCGUGGCUGGCUGUAGAACUCUCACUCAAUACUGGACCACUUUCAAAAUUGUUGUUCCUAUUAGUUUUUUAGACACAAAAACACUUGGUAGAAUCACAUCAAGGACUUGAAACAACAGCAGCAGUACAGAGGAAAAA